This is a messenger RNA of Verticillium dahliae VdLs.17, 2340 nucleotides long. RefSeq lists its product as uncharacterized. The coding region runs from base 1 to 2340 and encodes 779 amino acids. NCBI's taxonomy places the organism in Eukaryota, Fungi, Ascomycota, Sordariomycetes, Glomerellales, Plectosphaerellaceae. The transcript is spliced from 5 exons. The record is from RefSeq and is a predicted model, not a curated record.
AUGGAGAAGCAGGCUGAGAGCGGCACAGCGCAGAGGAGUAUGAUUACGAGUGGACCAAUAUUCCCUGACGAUCGCGAUCACGGUGAACAGACUGUCGAGUCUGGACGAACUUUCGGCCAAGUCCCCGGGUCCCCGGAAGCUCACGUCUACUAUGCGUCGCAGCAACGUCGCCACCGGACAUGGUACAUCCUGGUCGUCGGCGCGUUCGCGGCUCUUGUCGAUUCAACACCCCAAUAUGACCUGUGUGUCGGUUACUGUUCCGUCAGGGCUCGCUACACUCCCACGCCCGCGUCAGUGCAGUGCUCUCCCGAGACGACGUAUGUGACAGAGACGGUCACAGAGACCAGAACGGUCACCGAAACCAAGGAAAUUGCCACAACCAUGUACGAACCGACAACUGAGGACAUCACCCUGAUCGCAAUCUCGACCGUCUAUGUCACGAAUGAAUACACCACCACGGAGCAUGGGACCCAGAGCGUCGUAAAUUCGGGGAUUACAUCCUAUCCGGCCACGAUCACUACAUCUGUUUGCGCACCCAAGACCGUAUAUGGCCUCUCCCUUGGCGUUGAUCAAGAGCUCGUCGACCUUGAGCUGGGUAUCCUGGACCAGCAGACGGACUGCGCUUAUUACACGACAACAGUCUGGGCGACGGCCGCCGUGGAGACGGGUGGAAACGCUGCGUCGACAACUCACGUCCAAGUCUCUACGUCGGCAGAUCGUUCGACGGAUCGUUCGACGGAUGGUGUGACGCAAGUCAUCACCAGCACAUUGCUCCCUUCGAUUGAGUCUUCUGCGAAUGCGUAUACGUCCCUUUCGUCCUCGACUGCCACCACCAUCACGGCAUGCCCUGCUCCGACAACUACCCCGAGCAACGAUCUGGAAAGCCCGUACGACCGGAACUCCAACAGAACCUUCGGCUGCGUGCCUGGCUUUGUUUGUGACCCGCCGAAGCCUCUGGGAUGCAACCUUUGGGCUGACUCUCCGGCCGACGACUACGUAUGUGAGCUGAGGUACUGUGUCCACUCUCCGUCCUAUUCAAGAGUCCACUGGCCGGAGGGUGAAACGGGACACGUCCCGUUGGAUGAGGGAUACUUCAACCUUAACGCACAUGCCUUUGGUCUCCCAUACUCCAUCUUCGAAUCCGACACCAUCGUCAAGAAUGAGUAUGGCAAGACAUACACCAUCACAACCGGGAAUUGGGCUUCUGCGACGGAUCUCUCAGUGAUCCCAGCCCCUUCGCCUCUCGCCGUGCAACACGAGCCACCCCCUAUGCGUGGACUGCCAAACCAUGAGCGGCGCCAGGAAGAUGGUGCACCAACGGCUCCUGCGGUGUGCUUUGACGACUGCAACAACUGCUACAAGGAAGCACUGGCGGUGGGCAAGUCUCCGGCCCUCUGCGUAGCCGACUCGCAGUUUCAGCAGGACUUCCAACUGUGCAUAUCUUGUAUCGAUUCAAAUGCAGAUGAUGGCCCUUUAAUCCGCCGUCUCUAUGUCGACCAGAAGUUUGGUCAGUUUCUGAGUUUCUGCAAGGGCCUGGAGCCGGUCCCGGCGAACUCUACGUCGCGGAUGGAUACUCCCUCUGGAGCAAUUGCCACUUCAGAGCUCGUCACCGAGACAGAAACGCAACUACCCGGCGAAACAACCACAUCCGUCCAGCCGAUCGACUCGACGCCAGCACCGACACCGAGUACCAAGGAGACUUCCGGAGUCAAUACCAUAGUCCUUCCUCAGGAGACCUCCAGCUCGGACGUCUCCCGCUCUGGCAGGCCAACUUUCUCCAGUUCUGGCAACGAAGCAACCCAGACAACGACGGAAUCAACAUUACCACCUGUAAACCAAGACGAACCCAGUGAGACGAUGACGGAGCCAGGAUCAACUUCUGUAGAUCGAGACGAACGUCCUGAGACUGCUGGCUUCGAUGACCCAGCUCCCGAGGUAACCUUCAGCUCGGCUACGACUUCCAUUGACUCAGGACGGCCUGGGUCUAGACCCGAAGGCGCCGCAACUGGAGUCGAGCUGAGUCAGAGUAGUCAAAGUAGGGAACGCACAGAGUCAAUCAACCUGGAUGAUCCUGCUACGAACCCUAUAGCCGAUUCCGUUGAAGCCACUCCUACCAGGUCGAGAGACUUUUCGUCAUCCGCAAUAGGAAGCCCAAAUCAUGACACCGGGCCUGGAGAAGCGUCCAAUAGCACUAUCCCGAGGCAGAGCGAAGCCAUCGAAGAACAACCGACGGCUGCCACGCCGUCUUUCGCAACGGGCGCCUCAUCACACUUUGACAUUACGUUUCUCUGGGUGCUUGCACCGCUAGUAACCGCCAUCUUCAUCCACCGGCCACUCUAG